AUGACAUCACUUCCUGCACAGCGCCCUGUUCUCACUGAAGACAUGACAUCACUUCCUGCACAGCGCCCUGUUCUCACUGAAUACAUGACAUCACUUCCUGCACAGCGCCCUGUUCUCACUGAAGAUGUGACAUCACUUCCUGCACAGCGCCCUGUUCUCACUGUAGACAUGACAUCACUUCCUGCACAGCGCCCUGUUCUCACUGUAGACGUGACAUCACUUCCUGCACAGCGCCCUGUUCUCACUGAACACAUGACAUCACUUCCUGCACAGGGCCCUGUUCUCACUGAAGAUGUGACAUCACUUCCUGGACAGCGCCCUGUUCUCACUGUAGACGUGACAUCACUUCCUGCACAGGGCCCUGUUCUCACUGAAGACAUGACAUCACUUCCUGCACAGGGCCCUGUUCUCACUGAAGAUGUGACAUCACUUCCUGCACAGCGCCCUGUUCUCACUGAAGACAUGACAUCACUUCCUGCACAGCGCCCUGUUCUCACUGAAGACAUGACAUCACUUCCUGCACAGCGCCCUGUUCUCACUGAAGACAUGACAUCACUUCCUGCACAGCGCCCUGUUCUCACUGAAGACAUGACAUCACUUCCUGCACAGCGCCCUGUUCUCACUGAAGACAUGACAUCACUUCCUGCACAGCUCCCUGUUCUCACUGAAGAUGUGACAUCACUUCCUGCACAGCGCCCUGUUCUCACUGUAGACAUGACAUCACUUCCUGCACAGGGCCCUGUUCUCACUGAAGAUGUGACAUCACUUCCUGCACAGCGCCCUGUUCUCACUGUAGACAUGACAUCACUUCCUGCACAGCGCCCUGUUCUCACUGAAGAUGUGACAUCACUUCCUGCACAGCGCCCUGUUCUCACUGUAGACAUGACAUCACUUCCUGCACAGCGCCCUGUUCUCACUGAAGAUGUGACAUCACUUCCUGCACAGCGCCCUGUUCUCACUGUAGACAUGACAUCACUUCCUGCACAGCGCCCUGUUCUCACUGAAGAUGUGACAUCACUUCCUGCACAGCGCCCUGUUCUCACUGUAGACAUGACAUCACUUCCUGCACAGCGCCCUGUUCUCACUGAAGAUGUGACAUCACUUCCUGCACAGCGCCCUGUUCUCACUGUAGACGUGACAUCACUUCCUGCACAGCGCCCUGUUCUCACUGUAGACAUGACAUCACUUCCUGCACAGCGCCCUGUUCUCACUGAAGACGUGACAUCACUUCCUGCACAGCGCCCUGUUCUCACUGAAGACGUGACAUCACUUCCUGCACAGCGCCCUGUUCUCACUGUAGACGUGACAUCACUUCCUGCACAGUGCCCUGUUCUCACUGUAGACAUGACAUCACUUCCUGCACAGGGCCCUGUCCUCACUUUAGACGUGACAUCACUUCCUGCACAGCGCCCUGUUCUCUCUGUAGACGUGACAUCACUUCCUGCACAGCGCCCUGUUCUAACUGUAGACGUGACAUCACUUCCUGCACAGCGCCCUGUUCUCACUGUAGACGUGACAUCGCUUCCUGCACAGGGCCCUGUUCUCACUUUAGAUGUGACAUCACUUCCUGCACAGAGCCCUGUUCUCACUUUAGACGUGACAUCACUUCCUGCACAGCGCCCUGUUCUCACUGUAGACGUGACAUCACUUCCGGCACAGCGCCCUGUUCUCACUGUAGACGUGACAUCACUUCCUGCACAGCGCCCUGUUCUCACUGUAGACGUGACAUCACUUCCUGCACAGCGCCCUGUUCUCACUUUAGACGUGACAUCACUUCCUGCACAGCGCCCUGUUCUCACUUUAGACGUGACAUCACUUCCUGCACAGCGCCCUGUUCUCACUGUAGACGUGACAUCACUUCCUGCACAGGGCCCUGUUCUCACUGAAGACAUGACAUCACUUCCUGCACAGGGCCCUGUUCUCACUGAAGAUGUGACAUCACUUCCUGCACAGCGCCCUGUUCUCACUGAAGAAAUGACAUCACUUCCUGCACAGCGCCCUGUUCUCACUGAAGACAUGACAUCACUUCCUGCACAGCGCCCUGUUCUCACUGAAGACAUGACAUCACUUCCUGCACAGCGCCCUGUUCUCACUGAAUACAUGACAUCACUUCCUGCACAGCGCCCUGUUCUCACUGAAGAUGUGACAUCACUUCCUGCACAGCGCCCUGUUCUCACUGAAGACAUGACAUCACUUCCUGCACAGCGCCCUGUUCUCACUGAAGACAUGACAUCACUUCCUGCACAGCGCCCUGUUCUCACUGAAGAUGUGACAUCACUUCCUGCACAGCGCCCUGUUCUCACUGUAGACAUGACAUCACUUCCUGCACAGCGCCCUGUUCUCACUGAAGAUGUGACAUCACUUCCUGCACAGCGCCCUGUUCUCACUGAAGACAUGACAUCACUUCCUGCACAGCGCCCUGUUCUCACUGAAGACAUGACAUCACUUCCUGCACAGCGCCCUGUUCUCACUGAAUACAUGACAUCACUUCCUGCACAGCGCCCUGUUCUCACUGAAGAUGUGACAUCACUUCCUGCACAGCGCCCUGUUCUCACUGUAGACAUGACAUCACUUCCUGCACAGCGCCCUGUUCUCACUGUAGACGUGACAUCACUUCCUGCACAGCGCCCUGUUCUCACUGAAGACAUGACAUCACUUCCUGCACAGUGCCCUGUUCUCACUGUAGACAUGACAUCACUUCCUGCACAGGGCCCUGUCCUCACUUUAGACGUGACAUCACUUCCUGCACAGCGCCCUGUUCUCUCUGUAGACGUGACAUCACUUCCUGCACAGCGCCCUGUUCUCACUGUAGACGUGACAUCACUUCCUGCACAGCGCCCUGUUCUCACUGUAGACGUGACAUCACUUCCGGCACAGCGCCCUGUUCUCACUGUAGACGUGACAUCACUUCCUGCACAGCGCCCUGUUCUCACUGUAGACGUGACAUCACUUCCUGCACAGCGCCCUGUUCUCACUUUAGACGUGACAUCACUUCCUGCACAGCGCCCUGUUCUCACUUUAGACGUGAUAUCACUUUCCUGGCACAGCGCCCUGUUCUCACUGUAGACGUGACAUCACUUUCCUGCACACGGCCCUGUUCUCGACUGAAGACAUGACUCACUUCCUGCACAGGGCCCUGUUCUCACUGAAGAUGUGACAUCACUUCCUGCACAGCGCCCUGUUUCUCACUGAAGAAUGACAUCACCUUCCUGCACAGCGCCCUGUUCUCACUGAAGACAUGGACACACUGUCUGCAGGCCUGUUCUCACUGAAGAGAAUCACUUCCUGCACAGCGCCCGUUCUCACUGAAGAUGACAUCACUUCCUGACAGCGCCCUGUUCUCACUAAGACAUGACAAUCACUUCCUGCACAGCGCCCUGUUCUCAUAAGACAGUGACAACAAUUCCUGCACAGCGCCCGUCUCACUGAGACUGACAUCACUUCCUGCCAGGCCCUGUUUCUCACUGAAACAUCUCACUUCCUGCCCCAGGCCCUGUUCUCACUGAAGAUUGACAUCAUUCCUGCACACGCCCUGUUCUCACUGAAGAACUGA
Molecule: messenger RNA, 3553 nt
Organism: Coregonus sp. 'balchen'
Lineage: Eukaryota; Metazoa; Chordata; Actinopteri; Salmoniformes; Salmonidae
Source: the annotation of a GenBank genome assembly